UGUUCAUCACCAAUCAUGACAAGGGCCACAUUGCCACCAUGCUCAACUCAUGGCCUGAGGAUGACAUUAAGGCUGUGGUGGUGACAGAUGGGGAACACACCCUUGGCCUGGGGGACCUGGGCUGCUACGUCAUGGGCAUCCAAGUGGGCAAGCUGGUGCUAUACACAGUGUGCAGGAGAGUCAACUCACAGCAGUGCCUGCCUGUGAUGCUGGAUGUGGGUACCAACAACCAGGAGCUGCUGGGGGACACCCUGUACAUCAGCCUGCAGCAGGAGAGCAUGCAUGGGGAGGAUUAUGACCAGUUGCUGGAGGAGUUCAUGCAGGCAGUCACCCACAAGGGAGCAACACAAGCCACUGGGAUGGGAUACGGAAUGCACUGCCUCGUCCAGUUUGAGGACUUCACCAAUGUCAAUGCCUUCUGUCUGCUAAACAAGUACCAAGACAAGUACUGCAUGUUCAGUGAUGACAUCCAAGGAACCGAUUCCAUUGCUGUGGCUGGGAUCCUUGUGACUCUGUGGGUCACCAGAAGCCAGCUCUCUAGCCAUGUGUUCAUCUUCCAAAGAGCAGGGGAGGCUGCCCUGGGCAUCACUCACCUCCUGGUUAUGGCCCCGGAGAAGGAAGGCAUCCCUGCAGCUGAGGCCACCAAGAAGAUCUGGAUGGUGGACUCCAGGCGACUCACUGUCAAGAUGUAUUGUCAUCUGAGCCCUGAGAAAGAGACUUUUGCCCAGGAUCAUGCUGAGAAGGGCUCCUUGGAGGAGGUGGUGCAGCAGGUGAAGCCCACAACCAUCAUAGGUGUGGCAGUCAUGGCUGGUGCCUUCACAGAGCAACUCCUCAGGGACACGGCCUCCUUCCACGAGCGCCCCAUCAUCUUCGCCCUGAGCAACCCCACCAGCAGGGCCGAGUGCACAGCUGAGCAGUGCUACCAUGCCACCCAGGGCUGGGGCAUCUUUUCCAGCAGCAGCCCCUUUGAGUGCAUGACCCUGGAAGAUGGCCACACCUUGAUGCCUGGGCAGGGCAACAACGCUUACGUGUUCCCAGGGUUGGCAUUGGGUGUCAUCGCAGGUGAUGUGUGGAACAUCCCUGAUGAGCUCUUCCUCCUCACUGCAGAGGUAGAAAUUUCCCAGGAGGUGUCUGAGCAGCACCUGUUGCAGGGGAGAUUAUAUCCGCCCCUCAGCUCCAUCAGAGAUGUAGAUGUGUCUCUGAGAAUCGCCAUCAAGGUCCUCACAUAUGCCUACAAGCACAACCUGGACACUUACUACCCGGAACCUUUGGACAAGGAGGUGUUUGUUUGCUCCCUGGUCUACACUCCUGACUAUGACUCCUUCUCACUGGACAGCUAUAAAUGGCCUAAGGAAGCCAUGAGUGGACAGAUGGUCUGA
Molecule: messenger RNA, 1379 nt
Organism: Erinaceus europaeus (western European hedgehog)
Lineage: Eukaryota; Metazoa; Chordata; Mammalia; Eulipotyphla; Erinaceidae
Product: NADP-dependent malic enzyme, mitochondrial-like
Exons: 13
Coding region: 39-1379 (446 amino acids)
Biological process (GO): pyruvate metabolic process; malate metabolic process
Cellular component (GO): mitochondrion
Molecular function (GO): malate dehydrogenase (decarboxylating) (NADP+) activity; malate dehydrogenase (decarboxylating) (NAD+) activity; NAD binding
Source: RefSeq, a predicted model, not a curated record